This is a messenger RNA of Paramecium sonneborni, 709 nucleotides long. The record is from the annotation of a GenBank genome assembly. Lineage: Eukaryota; Ciliophora; Oligohymenophorea; Peniculida; Parameciidae.
AUGAAAAGUGAAUUAGAAAUAGAAAAGCCAUCAUAUUAAUAAUUGAAUGAUGAUACACAAAAAUCAAAUUGUUUUUUCUAUCAAGAAGAUCCAAUUACAAUGUAUAAUCAAGUAAACUAUAAUCUAAUUUUCUUUAGUUUAUUAGAUUAUACAAUGAAGAAAUCAAUUUGAUAAAUGGAAUUAAAUUAAAAGAGAUGAAACCUAGUAAAGUUGUGCAAUUUGUCCAUUAUUUUUUACAUAGUUUUUUGGGUUCAUUUAUUCUUUUGAUUCUUGUAUUUAUUCCUAUAGUUAACAUUAUUUUUUUCUUUUUCAUCGGAUCAGCAUCAUAUAGAUUGAAUAUAAAUUAUUUGAUAUUUAAGAAUAAUAUAAGUAAAUUCAAUUAAAAAUUAUAGGUUUGGUUAUAGAUCCUUUUAGUAAUAUGGUUGAAAAUUAGGAUAUUUGUGUUAUGAUGAAGAAAAGAUAUGUGGUUUUUAAGCUAGAUAUUAAAGAAACAGAAGGACUUCAUUUUGCGAAAAAUGUUAAAGAAAUGAUUAAAAAUAGAUCUAAUAAUAAAAAUAAAAUUGAAUUUACAAUUUACAACUAAAAUUUAAAGGAAGACUAUUAUGGUUAUCCAAAUCAUAGAUGCACAUAUCUUGUAUGGAGUAUUAUAAGCUUAAUCAUAUGUUUAAUUGAAUUGGUUUUAUUAUUCAUAAUGAUAAUUAAAUUGUGA